AAAAGAAAUAUAAGUUGGAACCAACUCAAGUCACAGUCGUUUCAAACAAAAAAAUUUAUUGAACUACAUACACACUCACCCGAAAAAAACAAGGUACAUUAGUUUAACUGGGCUAAGUUUAAGUUUGCUAUGUAGUGACCAUGAAAUUGCCACCAUUUAUUUAUAUAACAAUUUCAUACCUCCUUAAAUUAUAAUUAAAAAAGCUCAUAAAAUUUAAUGAAUCCUUUGUUAUUUAAUACUUUAAUUUUUGUUUGCUUAUAUUUAUCAUACAGAUUAAUAUUUUCAUCAUCAGAUAAUCAUAUAGUAAUGGCUAAAAACACUUCAAGUAGCAGUGAACAAUCACUCUUUAAUAAAUUUACACCAGAAGAAUUGGAGAAUUUAGAUCCAGAUAAACUUUUAGUUGAUAUGCAUGGGAAAAGAGUUCCAUUUAGUAAGAUUUCCAAACCCCACCAUGUUGUUUUAGAUCCUGCUCGUUUUAAACCUCAGGUUAAUGCUGAAACAUUUCCUGAUAUUGAGCCUGCUGCUAAAGAGAGAGAGGCACAAUUGGCAGCUGCUAGAGAAGCUAAACAAGCUGCUAAAGAUGAAGAUUCUCAUGACUCUAAAUAAUGGUGCUAGAUUGGGUUAACUGGUUUAUUGGUUUACCUGUACUGCUUUGAUUUAUUUGUCCUUUUCGGUUACAGCUCUACGGUAUUGGUCAGAGCUGGUGGUUCUAAAAAUUUACAUAGUAAAAAAUUAUACAAAUAUAAAUGCAAUAGAAAUGCAAUAUAAAUACAAUAUAAAUAUAAAUAUAAAUAUCGUGGA
Molecule: messenger RNA, 801 nt
Organism: Scheffersomyces amazonensis
Lineage: Eukaryota; Fungi; Ascomycota; Pichiomycetes; Serinales; Debaryomycetaceae
Gene: ASR3
Product: Asr3p
Exons: 1
Coding region: 217-606 (129 amino acids)
Source: RefSeq, a predicted model, not a curated record